AUGUCAACUUCUUGGAUAUACCACUUGAAGAAACCAGAAUUGAUACAACAAGCCGAAGAUAGAAACAUCCCAACGACAGACCUCACGGUCGAACAGAUAAGAAAACUGCUGGUAAAAUCCAUAAAGGCCACAGACGAAUUCCAAACUCCAGAGAAAGAACGACCGGCUACAAUGUCUGAAGACGAAGGAAAAGUAGACGCAAAUCGGUUAACAAAGCUGAUCCGGGAAUGGAAUCUCUCAUUCAAAGGGUAUGGCAAACCCGAGGAGUUCCUGGAGAGGUUAGAGGAGCUCAUCGCGGCAAGUGGAAUAGAGAAGGAGGAAAUAUUACCAGCGCUACCACGGAUACUACAAGGAAAGGCUCUAGCAUGGUACAGAAAUAACACAGAGUCAUGCAAAGACUUCGACAGUUUCCUCAAACUAUUUAAACUUUAUUACUACCCCAGCAACUACGAGGAGGAUCUCAUCGUAAGGAUAGUAGCAAGGAAGCAAAGGUUCGGGGAGAGUUUCGUCGAUUACUUAACCGAUCUACAAACAUUGAUGCGAAGAAGCGGAAACCUGAGUGACAAAGAACAACUACACAGGAUUCACGAAAACAUGACAAAAAACUAUAAACUCUAUGUAAAGAAAACCGACUUUAAGGAUCUAUCAGAGUUAGUACAACUAACAGCAGAGUAUGAAAGCAUACUAACACCAGCAUACAGGGGAGUAUUACCAGGAAAAGGAUCCACAGAAAGAGCGAGAUGGAACAACCCGCCGCAGGAUCAGAGCGACAGAAUACUACAGACACAACAGCGAAGCGGACAAACGCGUGAUCGCCAGUAUGGACAACGGAACAGCGAACCGGGACCAAGCGCACGCGAAGGGAUAAAGAUACAUCCAAGAUAUGAUCCGAAAACAUGUUGCUGGUCGUGUGGCAAGUUUGGUCAUGACGCAGCACAGUGCCGCUCGCAACAACGCAUUUUUUGUAGUACUUGCGGCAUACUAGGUACGUUGAGCAAAAACUGCUGUAAGAAAAAUAAAGGAAACAGUAGCUCACAACCAAUAGGAGCGGCAGGUGACGAGGACCAAGGCGACACCAGACCUUUUAUCAACGUGACAUUUAACGGAGUCACAUACGAAUGCCUCAUAGACACAGGGUCAACUCACACGUAUGUAAACGAAGAAGUAUACAAAGUAUGCAAAAUGAAAGGAAAUCUCGAACAACGGGUACAACGAGCAAUAGUUUUGGCAAAUGGCACGAAAACAACAGUAAGAACAGCCGUGCUAGCAAAAAUAACAAUGAACAACGGUACGUUGUGGCAUUGGGUACGCGUAAUGCCCAUGGCGUCGACCAUCAUCAUAGGUAUGGACAUUUUAAGGAAAAUGGGCAUGAAGAUUACCUGGUCCGAUAGCCAAGAUGGCAGAGACAGCCACACCGACGAUGCUCAAGCCAUGACUCUGGAGGGAACACCGACUAGCCCCCCAGGUGGACUACCACCACAUAUAACUGACAAACAGAAACAACAGUUGGAAAAAUUACUUGAAAGCGAGUUCGAACAGUGUGACAACAGUCCCAAAGGAAACACAUGGGUUCAACAUAAAAUCAAAAUGAAGCACAAUGAACCAAUCAAGCAGAAAUACUACCCCAGGAACCCUAGCCAGCAACAGAUCAUAGACCAACAAGUUAAAGACAUGCUAGAACAGGGAAUAAUAGAGAAAUCAGAUAGCCCAUAUAGUUCACCAGUAGUAUUGGUAAAAAAAGAGAAUGGCCAGUACAGAUUUUGCAUAGAUUUUAGGAAAAUAAACGAAGCAUCGGAAAAGGACGCAUAUCCCAUCCCACAAAUAGAUGACACAUUGGAGAAACUCAGAAAUGCACAAUACUUCUCCAAAUUCGAUCUCAAGAAUGGAUAUUGGAACGUAAGCCUGGAGGAGAGUAGCAGACCACUCACAGCAUUCACAGUCCCUGGGAGAGGACUUUUCCAUUUCAAGGUCAUGCCGUUCGGAUUACAUUCGAGCGGAGCCACAUUUCAGAGGCUUUUAGACCAAGUAAUAAGUCCCGAAUUGGAGCCACACGCGUACGUGUAUCUAGACGACAUCAUCGUGUGCAGCACGACAUUCGAGGACCACUUGGCACACCUUAAAGAGAUAUUUCAUAGGAUCCGACAAGCAGGGCUACAAAUAAACAAGAAUAAAUGCGAAUUCGCGAAACCAGAGAUAGAGUACUUAGGCCACACGGUCACAAGAGAGGGUAUAAAGAUGAAUGAAGCGAAAAUAAGGGCAAUAGUAUCACUACAACCUCCAAAAACAGUAAAGGCCGUGAGAACACUAAUAGGAAUGACAUCCUGGUAUAGGAAAUUCAUACCUAACUACGCUACAAUAACAGCACCACUCGUAAAACUACUCAAGAAAGGAGAAAAGUACCUAUGGAACACAGAACAACAAGAAGCACUAGAAAAAAUAAAAACAAUAUUAACAACAGACCCCAUACUCGCUAGGGCGGAUUUUUCUAAACGUUUCACGAUACAGACAGAUGCGAGUGACGUGGACCUUGGCGCAAUAUUAACCCAGGAACACGAAGGAUUAACAAAAGUAGUCAUGUACGCAAGCAGAUCACUAACCCCACCAGAGACAAGAUACUCCACCACAGAGAAAGAGUGUCUCGCAGUCAUAUGGGGAAUCCGUAAAAUGAGGGCAUUCAUAGAGGGAUAUCACUUCACUAUCAUAACGGACCACCAGGCAUUGAAAUGGCUGAACACACUGAAGAACCCAUCUGGAAGGCUAGCCAGGUGGGCACUAGAACUCCAACAGUACCAGUUUGACAUUAUAUACAGAAGUGGAAAGCAAAACCAGGUAGCGGAUCAACUAUCAAGAAACCCGGUAUAUGCAAUAAAUACACAAGGCUGGUACGACAGGAAACUAGACCUGGUACAAAAGCAACCGAACGCAGUACAAGAUUACCGCAUAAAAGGGGGACAGUUAUAUAAAAAAAUAACUCACUCGGCGUACAACAAGCACACAGAUCCAGAAACAGAAUGGAAAUUAUGUGUACCAGAAGCUGACAGAGGACAAAUAAUGCACCAAAAUCACGACAUGCCAAGCGCAGGACACUUAGGGAUGGCUAAAACAACCAAAAAAAUAAUGCAACGUUACUACUGGCCCGUGGAGCAUCCCUUGAUCGCUGCCGGACGCGCGCGCGAACUGCGCUACGGCCAGGAACCGCGAGAGGAGAGCACAGGAGACCAGCCACAACAAGAAUGGAACUUCGAAGAGACGCUGGCCCUCCUGGUCUCCACAGAUGAAUACUCCGCGUUCCUGGCAGAGGGCCUGAUGUCUCCGAUGGACACGAGCGGAGGCGAAGACGGACCAGACCCGGACACAUCGCCAUCAUCGACAACAAGCCCUAACUCGAACGACGGGAGGAAGAAGAAGCACCGAGCGGGCCGAAAAAGGAACGGUGGAAGGAAGUGUGGCUUAAUCAGGAUGCCACAUACCAGGCAGAAGCCAAAACCGCAGCACAGAGACAGCUAG
Molecule: messenger RNA, 3507 nt
Organism: Cydia splendana
Lineage: Eukaryota; Metazoa; Arthropoda; Insecta; Lepidoptera; Tortricidae
Exons: 2
Coding region: 1-3507 (1168 amino acids)
Biological process (GO): proteolysis
Molecular function (GO): nucleic acid binding; zinc ion binding; aspartic-type endopeptidase activity
Source: RefSeq, a predicted model, not a curated record